Messenger RNA from Marmota flaviventris (yellow-bellied marmot), 1795 nucleotides. RefSeq names its product TAP binding protein (gene Tapbp). The record is from RefSeq and is a predicted model, not a curated record. Gene Ontology annotation, biological process: antigen processing and presentation of endogenous peptide antigen via MHC class I. Gene Ontology annotation, cellular component: membrane. Lineage: Eukaryota; Metazoa; Chordata; Mammalia; Rodentia; Sciuridae.
GAAACCUGGAGAGGAAGUAACCAGAAUAUCCGUGCUUGACCAGUGGGGGAUACAUCCACCUCCACGGUCCUCACCUAACCUGAGCGGGGAUUGCCUCGGCUCCUCCUGCUGUCCUUUGGAGGAAAGGAAAGCGAAAGUGAAAGGAGGAAGAGAAGGCUUCUCGGGGCUGAGGAGAUCGCAGCGCCAUGAAGCCCCUGUCCCUGCUCCUUGCUGUGACUUUGGGCCUGGCGACCACCGUCUCAGCAGGACCAUCUGCGAUCGAGUGUUGGUUCGUGGAGGAUGUGGGCGGGGGCGGCCUGGCCAAGAGACCCGCCGCACUGCUUCUGCGCCAGGGACCCGAGGGACCGCCACCCCGGCCAGACCUCGACCCUAAGCUCUACCUCAAAGUGGACGACCCCACGGGCACCCUGCAGGCUGCCUUCAGGAGGUACCCCCGGGGCGUCCCCGCACCACACUGCGAGAUAAGCCGAUACAUCCCGCUCCCUGCCUCUGCAAAUUGGGCCAGCGGCCUGACCCCGGAGCGGAGCUGCCCGCGGGCCCUGGACGGGGCUUGGCUGACCGUCAGCAUGUCCAGCUCGGUUCUUAGCCUCUCCAGCCUCUUGCGACUCCAGCCAGAGCCUCAGCAGGAGCCUGUUCUUAUCACCGUGGCAACAGUGGUGCUGACUGUCCUCACCCACACCCCUGCCCCCCGAAUCCGACUGGGACAAGAUGCUAUACUGGACUUGAGCUUCGCCUACAUGCCCCCAACCCUCGAGGCUACUGCAUCUCUGGCCCCAAGUCCCCCUCCCUUUGGGCUGGAGUGGCGACGACAGCACCUGGGUAAGGGGCACCUGCUCCUGGCUGCAACUCCUGGGCUGGGUGGGCAGAUGCCAGCAGCCCGAGAAGGAGCAGUGGCGUUUGCUGCUUGGGAUGAUGAUGAUCCAUGGGGCCCAUGGACCGGGAAUGGGACCUUCUGGCUGCCUGCCGUGCGACCCUUUCAGGAGGGCACCUAUCUGGCCACUGUACACCUGCCAUACCUGCAAGGACAGGUCUCCCUGGAGCUUACUAUGCACAAGCCCCCCAAAGUGUCCCUGUCACCAGCACCCCUUGUUUGGGCUGCCCCAGGGGAGGCACCUCCAGAGUUGCUGUGCCUUGUGUCCCACUUCUACCCUUCCGAGGGCCUGGAGGUAGAGUGGGAGCUCCGGGGUGGCUCAGAGAGUGGAUCUCAGAAGGCCGAGGGGCAGAGGUGGCUCUCCUCUCUGCGCCACCAUUCAGAUGGCUCUGUCAGUCUCUCUGGACACCUGCAGCUGCCCCCAAUCACUGCUGAGCAGCAUGGGGCUCGGUACAUCUGUCGUGUCCACCACUCCAGCCUGCCCGCCUCGGGGCGCAGUGCUGAGGUCACUGUGGAGGUGGCAGGUUUCUCUGGGCCCUCCCUUGAGGAUGGCGUAGGGCUCUUCCUGUCUGCCUUCCUCCUCCUGGGACUCUUCAAGGUGCUGGGCUGGGUCGCUGCCUACCUGAUCAUUCAUAAGGAUUCCAAGGAGAAGAAAUCACAGUGAAGGCACUCAGCACUACCCUGUGGAAGCUACCAUCAUCUCUGGCCCUAGCUACUGUAGCAGCUCCCCCAAACAGUACCCCAUCACCUGCUCCUACUCUCUCAAAACUUCCUACACUGAAUGGCUGGAAUUUUUUUUUUUUUUUUAAAGACAAAUCUUAUUGCAUUUGUCUUGUUAAAGCUCUUGGGCAGUGGUUCUCAAAAUUUUUGGUAUCAGGACUUUCUUAAAAAUUAUCAGUCAGGCCUGUUGGCACAUGCCUGUAA